Molecule: messenger RNA, 2084 nt
Organism: Athene cunicularia (burrowing owl)
Lineage: Eukaryota; Metazoa; Chordata; Aves; Strigiformes; Strigidae
Gene: TMEM150C
Product: transmembrane protein 150C
Exons: 9
Coding region: 765-1526 (253 amino acids)
Source: RefSeq, a predicted model, not a curated record
GUGGUUCUGUGAAUGUUCACGCAGUCCUUACGCCAUAGCAAUGUACACAUGUAUGCUUAAUUAUGAAUAGCAACUCAAUAUGGAGGAGGGAGGCGUGUGAAAGGUAUAUCCCAGCACACUGACUGCCUGUUAUGUUUUGCUCAAAUGGAUAAAACUGCCUAAAAGAAGGGGACUUGAUUCUUGCUGACUUUCUGUCUUUGGGUAACAGGGUAAAGAAUGGGGACUCAUAUUUGCUUGACAAACAUCUGGGUCCCGUUUUCACUGUUGUACUGUUAAAAGUCAAAUUAUUUUCUUGUGCUGCUCUUCAUGCCCAGCUGUCAGCAUUUUCUGAGCCAGGGCGGUGGAAGUCAGUGCAGUUGUUUCAUUUCCCUUUUUAAGAUUCCUUGUGCUGCAGUGUUUGCUUUUCAGAUGCAGAACAGGGAUCUGCGCUUAUAUGAACACCAACAUUUUCUAUUGUUUUUUCUUGGAAGAAAUGUCAUGUCCACGAUUUCCUCUACUCCCCCAGCCAUUUCUGGGCAGCCUGGGAUCACAAGGUUGUGGUUUGGCCCAACAGAGACCCUUUAAGGUCCCAAUCCUGCAAUCCAAGCUAAAACAAUGAGCUCUGCAGGAUAAGUGGGAGCGAAGAGGCAGAGAAAGGAACCUGGUCUUGAAGCAGGACGUGCCUCGUUUGUACAACGCCAAAUGUGAGAAAGGCAGACACAGUCCAGAAGAGUUGACAGUUGACGUCUCUCGCUGUAACACAGCAGCGCAACACCGGUUCCUAAAUGGCCUCAGGUAUGGAUGGGAAGAAAUGCAGCGUGUGGAUGUUUUUACCUCUUGUGUUUACCCUGUUUACAUCAGCUGGAUUAUGGAUAGUGUACUUUAUAGCAGUGGAAGAUAACAAAAUUCUCCCACUAAAUGUACCAUAUAGGACACCUGGUUCCAAAAGACCACCAUAUAUAAGUAUUGCAGGUGAUGCACCUCCUGCAAGCUGCGUGUUUAGCCAAGUUAUGAACAUGGCGGCAUUUCUAGCACUUGUUGUGGCUGUCCUGCGCUUCAUUCAGCUGAAGCCCAAGGUGCUAAACCCUUGGCUGAAUGUCAGCGGCCUGGUGGCGUUAUGCUUGGCCUCUUUUGGGAUGACCCUACUUGGCAACUUUCAGCUUUCCAAUGAUGAAGAGAUCCACAAUGUGGGCACAUCACUGACCUUUGGGUUUGGGACCUUGGCAUGCUGGAUCCAGUCUGCCCUCACUCUCAAGAUCAACCUGAAGAACGAGGGAAGGAAAGUUGGCAUUCCACGAGUCACCCUGUCAGCCAGCAUCACCCUCUGCGUGGUGCUCUAUUUCAUCCUCAUGGCACAGGGCAUUCACAUGCAUGCUUCCAGAAUCCAGUGGGGCCUGGUCAUGUGCUUCCUGUGCUACUUUGGCACCUUUGCAGUGGAGUUCAGGCACUACAGAUUUGAGAUCGUUUGUUCUGAGUACCAAGAAAACUUUCUGAGCUUUUCCGAAAGCUUAUCGGAAGCUUCAGAGUACCAGACAGAUCAGGUGUAGCUUGUCCUCUGGCAGGGGCAGGGGGGAGGGACAGGGAGGAAGGGGGCAGGUGUGGUCUCAUGGGUUAAACAUGACCUCAUUUACACUUUUUUGAUGAGUUUGUUUUCAUGUGCAAUCAUCACCGUAUUGCCAAAGGGCUCUGAAGGUGGCUGUCUCAUUAAGAGCCAAACAAAAAUAGCUGUCUGCUGGAAGAGGAGUGGAUUGUUCUCAGCAGCAGCAUGAGAGCACAAGCUGUUUAACUUGUGCUACCAGUGACCUCUUUCUGAGUGGCUCUGUCACACUCCCAUUGUUCAAAACAUUCAACAGCCAGUCCUCACCAUGCCCCUUCGACACAGGCACUCCUCAGCCUGUUCUGCAGAGGAGGAGAUGAAGAAAUCAGAACUCUUCAGGCACCAAGAGUCUUCAGGAGGUUCCCGUGUCACCAGACUGCAUCUUUUGUGUGCUACUUGUGUUGUUUCCUUUGCUGCCAACUGGUGGAACUUGAUAGGGUGAGAAAGAGCAUCUCUUUCUUCUGGACUUGGAAUCGAGCCAUGGAAGGCUCUAACUGACUGGGUUUUA